This is a messenger RNA of Papilio polytes (common Mormon), 1197 nucleotides long. RefSeq lists its product as uncharacterized. The record is from RefSeq and is a predicted model, not a curated record. The coding region runs from base 202 to 1029 and encodes 275 amino acids. The transcript is spliced from 2 exons. NCBI's taxonomy places the organism in Eukaryota, Metazoa, Arthropoda, Insecta, Lepidoptera, Papilionidae. Gene Ontology annotation, molecular function: DNA binding.
ACAUCUCGGUUGGCAGCCAUUGUAUCGAACGAAGGUCGUACUUUGCUCGAUGGUUUAUUCGCUCGCAACUCGCCAUCUUGUUUUCCAAGCUCGAAGUUUGUGAAAUCUUUCGAUUCGAUACGGGUUUAUAAUCGGUUUCGGUUCAAUAUUCAUCAGAGUUUUUGGCGGCAAAUUGAUCAAAGAUUAAUAAUCGAUUAAGCGAUGAAGAAAACAUCGUCGUUGGUUUGGCGAUUCUUCGAUCGUUUGGAAGAAAAUAAACGUUGUGUGGCGGUAUUGUGUAAAUUAUGUGAUACGCAAUAUAAAUAUUUCGGAAAUACAACGAACUUAAGAACUCAUUUGGUGGGCAAACAUCCUAUUCAGUGGGAAUUACUGCAGAACGGUAGUCUAGACGAUUCAACAUUUCGGACAUUGGACGAUGAUGAAAAUACUAACCAGGCACCGAAACGAAGAAAAUAUCUUAAGGUUGAUGUUAUAGAGCACCCGGAAACAGACAUUGAUAACAAUGAUGAAGUUGAUACCACCAUGAAUGAGCAUAUACGACAGAAUUCUGACGAGGAAUGGCUAGAAGAUGAAUGGAUCGAAACAUACGAACCUAAUAAUAGAGUGAAGUACAGACGGGUAAAACGGGAGGUGACAACACCUACCUCACCUAAAUCAGUACGAAGCUAUGCGUUCAAUCGCAAGCCAACAACUAAAGCACAAGGAAGACUUACUGCAGUUGCUGUUAAGAAAGAUGAAUAUUCAGUAUUCGGUGAAUACAUCGCUAAUAAAUUAAGAAAAUUCAAAUCGUACCAAACAAGUGUAAAUGUACAACAAUUAAUAACAACUAUACUAUGGCAGGCGGAAUAUGGUGUCUAUGAUAAUAUAGAAUCCGUGAAACGGAUUGUCCUAAGUACUGUACAAGACAUGGAUACCACACAUAAUAAUACAAAUAAUGAAACUGUAGAAGUAUCUGUGGAUGGAUUAGUUAAAAAAGAUCAAGAUAUUGUCCAAAGUGUAAUUGAUAGUGUCAGAGUGGUCGAAGGAUGAAAGUAAAUCUUUCUUUUUUACCUAUUACCAAAAUUAUCCCUAAUGAUACUAAGUCAUACUAGUUUAUCAAAUAUUGGUAAUUAGAUGUACAAAUUUAUUAAUAUAUAGUUAAAGGAAUUGCCAAUAGCUGGAUUUGUCAGAUCCAAUUUUGUUAAGUGUUGUAAAUAA